Molecule: messenger RNA, 2005 nt
Organism: Hydra vulgaris (swiftwater hydra)
Lineage: Eukaryota; Metazoa; Cnidaria; Hydrozoa; Anthoathecata; Hydridae
Product: adapter molecule crk
Biological process (GO): signal transduction; cell migration
Molecular function (GO): signaling adaptor activity; receptor tyrosine kinase binding
Source: RefSeq, a predicted model, not a curated record
AAUUAUUUUUCAGUAAAUGGAUAACAUAUUUAUAAAAGAGGAAAUAAUCAAGCAACUUGUAACUUAUUCUUUUAAAGAAGAAAAAACAAGACUAUCAUCUGAUGCAUUAACAUUAUGUACAAAACUUGUUCAUUAUUUUAUUAUGGAGGCAAUAGACAGAUCAAGGUUUCAAUCAGAAAAUGAAGAAGUUAAUGUUAUUGACAUUGAGCAGUUUGAAAAAAUUCUACCUCAGCUUCUUCUAGAUUUUUAAAAUAUUAAAUAGUUUGAUUAAUUUUUCCUCAGCUUGUUUUGGAAUCCUUGAAUAACUUGAAAUUUUAUGUAUUUUUUUUUUAAUAAAAGAAUUUAUAAGUAAAAUGAGCAGUUUUUUAUAUUAAAUUUUGAAAACUUACAAUAUCUGUUUUGUACCUAAUAUAAAAGUUUAUAGUUUUGUUUUUAAUUUCUGGAAUUUUUAUUGCGGACAUUUAGGAUUUAUAGAUAAGAAAUGUAAAAGAUGUUGAACAAAAGGUGAAAAUGACUGAAGAAGUGUUGCAAGGCUUUAAUUGGUAUCAUAAUACAAUUAGUCGUGAAGAAGCACAAACACUUUUGAAUGGAUGCAAACUUGGAAGCUUUUUGGUACGAAGAAGGAAAGGUGUUUCUAAUGAAUAUGUUUUGUCAGUUAGUGAAAAGCAAAAGAUUUCACAUUAUAUUAUCAUGGAUGUAAAUGGAAUGUAUUUCAAGAUAGGUGAACAAAGAUUUGCAGAUAUUGCAUCAAUAAUUGAAUUUUACAAGCAACACACAAUAGAUACAACUAUGCUUACUGAUCCGGUUAUAAAGAUUGGCGAGACUGCAAAGAACCAACCGUUAAAAAUGCAACUUGUUAAAGUCAGGGCAAAAUUUAAUUUUCCUGGAAAUGAUCCAGAAGACUUGCCAUUUCAUAAAGGAGAUAUAUUAACAAUCAUUCGUCGUGAAGAAGAUAAGUGGUGGUUAGCUCGUGAUAAUGCUGGACGUGAGGGAAUGAUCCCUGUUCCUUAUAUAGAAUUAAUAAAGCCUGCUUCAGCUGUUGAGCGGUCCGUUAAAAAUGAUUCACAUUCACCUGUCAAACCACAGAAUUAUGCCCAACCAAAACAAUAUACAACAGAUCAAAAGGUUUCACGAAUACCUAACAGCCAUACUGGACCAUUAAUUGCAGUUGCAAUCAAAGAUAGAGAGCCAAAUUUUUAUGAUGAAACGUUGUUGGGUUUCAAAAAAGGAGAUAAAAUUGAAGUAUUGAAGACAAGCGAAGACGGUUCUUGGGAGGGAAAAAAUCUAUCAAACUUAAAAGUUGGCUUUUUUCCGUUCAAUCAUGUUCGUUUACUUGUUGAUCAAUAGCUGUGUUGUUUUUUUAGUUUUAUAUCCACUUUUGGUAAAGUUUUUGUAACCAUUUUGGUAAAUUUUUUAAAGAUUUUUUUUAUUAAAUAGUCCCUAGUCAACUUUCUAUUUAUUAUCACACACUAACAAAACAGAUAUACUACUAUCCAUUAGGUAUUUUUAAUACAAAUUUUUUUUUUUUUUUACAGUUUUAAAAAUUAUUUUCAUGACAGAAUAUUUUUUAUUGUUAAAUUAUUUUGUUUUUUUUAUUAGUUAAAGUUUAAGUUGUUAUUUUUAUUGACGGUGUUUGUGUAAAUAGGUAUUGUUCAAUAUGGUAAUAUUGAAUGACUUAUAUCAAUCAAACUUGUAUAUAAAAAAAUUGCAGUUUAUUUUUAUAAAAAUACCUUAUAUCGCUUAGCUCGUUAAAGCAUUUUUAUUCUGCAAUAAAACCUGAUUUAACACUUUAAUCCAAAUUUUAUGUCUUCGUCAUGGUUAUAUAUAUGGGUUCAUAACUGUUGACAAAAAUUUGGCACAAAGUAAACGCAUUCACCCUGAUGACAAUAAUUUGGCACAAAAUAAACGCAAGUAGUAAAAAAAUGUUUAACGAACGAAACUCCAGUAUUAGAAGUAUUUUUUAUUUGUAUUUUUAAAUGUGAAAUACAACCCAUCAUAAAUGACA